AUGACCUAUAGAGAAGCAAUAGAAUAUGGAUUGAAAAGAGCAGAAGAAAAAAGAAAUGCAAACGAUAUCAAGUUUUCCAUGGCGUCACGUGCUAAAGCUAAACCACCAAAGAAGCGUCAACAACGCGCUACUUCGAAUAUCUUUGCGAUGUUUGAUCAAUCUCAAAUUCAAGAAUAUAAAGAAGCGUUCAAUAUAAUCGAUCACGAUCGAAUCAAGUUUUCCAUGGCGUCACGUGCUAAAGCUAAACCACCAAAGAAGCGUCAACAACGCGCUACUUCGAAUAUCUUUGCGAUGUUUGAUCAAUCUCAAAUUCAAGAAUAUAAAGAAGCGUUCAAUAUAAUCGAUCACGAUCGAGAUGGUUUUAUCAGCGGUGAUGAUUUGAAGGACAUGUUUGCUUCGUUAGGUAAAGUUGUCAAUGAUAUGGAAAUCGAUGCGAUGAUUCGCGAAGCACCAGGUGACAUCAAUUUUACCAUGUUUUUAACGUUAUUCGGAGAGAAACUUACAGGAACCGAUCCCGAGGAUGUAAUUAAAAAUGCAUUUAUGUCAUUGGAUGAAGACGGAUCUGGUAAAAUAUCAGACGAACGUUUACGCGAACUCUUGAUGACGAUUGGUGAUCGAUAUACGGAUGAAGAAGUUGACGAGUUGUUCAAAGAAGCACCGAUUAAAAAUGGCUUAUUUGAUUAUCUCGAAUUUGUAAAAAUUCUUAAAUAUGGCCGCAAAGAUCAAGAUUAA
Molecule: messenger RNA, 732 nt
Organism: Adineta ricciae
Lineage: Eukaryota; Metazoa; Rotifera; Eurotatoria; Adinetida; Adinetidae
Source: the annotation of a GenBank genome assembly